CAUUAUCUUCUCAAAAACAUUGUUAGAGUUGCAUAAACUUCUUCCCGUUGCUUUCAAGUUUUUUAUUUAAGAUUUGUUCGCAAGAAGAAGUCCUUGAAAGAGUAGUUUGCACUUGCAGGUUCUUCUCCUGUCGAACAGUUUUGCAGAUUGAACCUUUAGAUUGAGGAUUAGCGGCAAUGGCAAUGGCUUCCCUGAACGUUUCUUGCUCAAAUUUGGGUCUCACUUUUCCACAAGAUCAGAAAUACGUUAAUGGCUUUGAUGGCGUACGGAAUUCAUUUGCGGUGAGAACAGGGAAUGCAUUGGGUCUGUCCGUUAUUAGUCUGACUAAAAGAUCAAGCUUUAGUCAGAAGGGUGAUGUCAGUGCAAGGGCUGCAGUAAUCUCGGGGGAAAUUUUGCAACCCGGUGCUAUAGCAUUUGAAGAACUUUCAGCCGAGGUUGUUCCAACUGAUGGGUUUUCAGCCGAUAGCGAUGAGUUUAGUGAGGAGUCUCGGCCAGAAGGAUUUUCCACCAUUCAAGAGGCUAUUAAAGACAUCCAAGAUGGAAAGAUGGUCAUUGUAGUUGAUGACGAAGACGGAGAAAGUGGGGGUGACCUGAUAAUGCCAGCAACGUUGGUGAAACCUGAAGACACUGCUUUUAUGGUGAAGCAUGGAACUGGGAUCAUUUGCGUGAGCAUGAAAGAAGAAGAUUUAAGGAGGUUACAAAUUCCGCAAAUGGUAACACAGAAUGAGGACGAAAAGCGUGCAGCGUUCACAGUCUCAGUGGAUGCUAAACAUGGCACAAACACUGGAGUCUCAGCAGAUGAUAGAGCAACAACCAUACAGGCUCUUGCAUCUAAAGAUUCAAAUCCUGAGGAGUUCAACCGACCGGGGCAUAUCUUCCCUUUGAAAUAUAGAGAAGGGGGUGUUCUGAAAAGAGCUGGUCACACAGAGGCUUCAGUCGAUCUUGCUGUGUUGGCUGGGUUUGGUCCAGUCGCGGCUCUUUGUCAGAUAGUGGAUGAUGAUGGUUCCAUGGCUAAAUUGUCAAAGCUCCGGCUUCUUGCAGAAAGAGAGAACUUGAAAAUCAUAUCCAUAGCUGACUUAAUCAGCUAUAGGAGCAGGAAGGAUAAAUUGAUUGAGCCAGCGUUUCCUGCACGAAUGCCGACUAUGUGGGGGCCGUUUUCUGCUUAUUGUUUUAAAUCGGUGGUGGAUGGAAUUGAGCAUGUUGCCAUGGUUAAAGGUGAUAUCGGGGAUGGGCAUGAUGUUCUUGUAAGGGUACACUCUGAAUGUCUAACAGGAGAUAUAUUUGGAUCAGCUAGAUGUGACUGCGGACCUCAACUUGCACUUGCAAUGCAAAAGAUUGAGGCAGCUGGGAGGGGUGUUUUAGUAUACCUCCGUGGACACGAGGGAAGGGGAAUCGGUUUAGCUCACAAGCUUCGAGCUUACAAUCUACAAGAUGCUGGUCGUGAUACUGUAGAAGCCAAUGAAGAUCUCGGAUUACCCGCUGAUGCAAGGGACUAUGGUAUUGGUGCACAGAUAUUAGUGGAGCUUGGUGUGAAAUCAUUGAAGUUAAUGACAAACAACCCGACGAAAUUCGUUGGGCUGAAGGGUUAUGGUUUGGCAAUGGCAGGACGUGUUCCGUUGGUGACUCCGGUAACAAAUGAAAACCGGAGAUAUUUGGAGACAAAACGUUCAAGAAUGGGACAUAUUUAUGGUACUGAAUUCAAUGGACUUCUAGCUGAUCUUGUCAAUAGCAACGAUACUCUAUAAGACGAUAACCAAACUAUGAGCAGAUGGAAAGCUGCAUUCUUUUUCUUUUGAAACGCAAAUAAGGAUUGGCGAAUUGUUCGAGCUCAUCUUUUCGAUUCUUUUUAUGUUUAUGUUCUUCUUGUAUUGGGCCAAGAGUGUUAUUACGCUGAGAUUUGGUCUUUAUUCCCAGGUUAUUAAGCUGGAAUUGUUUCAAUCCAUUAUGUUUCUUUUGCUUUGUGAUGUCAAAGAAACACUAUUCUUUUUUUUCCAUCCUAGUUUGGGGCCUAUAAGAUUUAUUUGGGCCUGCCAUUACAAGACAAAAAAAAAGAUAUUUUGACAUAUAAUGAAAACCCCUUUUUCCCA
Papaver somniferum (opium poppy) is the source of this 2087-nucleotide messenger RNA. Its product is annotated as bifunctional riboflavin biosynthesis protein RIBA 1, chloroplastic-like. The record is from RefSeq and is a predicted model, not a curated record. Gene Ontology annotation, cellular component: chloroplast. Gene Ontology annotation, biological process: riboflavin biosynthetic process. NCBI's taxonomy places the organism in Eukaryota, Viridiplantae, Streptophyta, Magnoliopsida, Ranunculales, Papaveraceae. The transcript is spliced from 8 exons. Bases 177 to 1745 code for a protein of 522 amino acids. Gene Ontology annotation, molecular function: GTP cyclohydrolase II activity; 3,4-dihydroxy-2-butanone-4-phosphate synthase activity.